Molecule: messenger RNA, 3383 nt
Organism: Heterocephalus glaber (naked mole-rat)
Lineage: Eukaryota; Metazoa; Chordata; Mammalia; Rodentia; Bathyergidae
Gene: Pold1
Product: DNA polymerase delta 1, catalytic subunit
Biological process (GO): base-excision repair, gap-filling; DNA replication proofreading; DNA-templated DNA replication
Cellular component (GO): delta DNA polymerase complex
Molecular function (GO): DNA binding; DNA-directed DNA polymerase activity; nucleotide binding
Source: RefSeq, marked provisional
CGGGAAACGCUGUUUGAAGCUGGAUGGAUGGCAAGCGGCAGCAGGGCCCAGGGGCCGGGGUGCCCCCAAAGCGGGCUCGAGGGGGCCUCUGGGACGAGGAGCCUCCGCCGUCCCACUUCGAGGAGGACCUGGCGCUGCUGGAGGAGAUAGAAGCUGAGCACAGGUUGCGGGAGCAGGAGGAGGAGGCGCUGCAGCUGGCCGUGGAGCGGGCCACCGACGGGCAGCUCUCCACAGCCACUGACCCCCGCUGGUUUCGGCCUCCCCCACCCCCGCUGGACCCUCAGACGGAGCCCCUCAUCUUCCAGCAGCUGGAGAUCGACCACUAUGUGGGUUCAGCACGGCCCCUGCCAGGGUGGACUCCGCCGUCCAGCAGCCACGUGCCGGUGCUGCGUGCCUUCGGGGUCACUGACGAGGGGGUGUCCGUCUGCUGCCACAUCCACGGCUUUGCGCCCUACUUCUACGUCCCCGCGCCGCCCGGGUUCGGGGCUGAGCAUCUGGCGGAGCUGCAGCGGGAGCUGAACACGGCCAUCAGCCGAGACCAGCGCGGCGGCAAGGAGCUCAGUGGGCCGGCCGUGCUGGCGGUGGAGCUGUGCUCCCGGGAGAGCAUGUUUGGGUACCAUGGACACGGCCCCUCGCCCUUCCUGCGCAUCACCUUGGCGCUGCCCCGCCUCGUGGCACCCGCGCGCCGCCUCCUGGAGCAGGGCGUCCGCGUGGCGGGCCUGGGCACCCCCAGCCUCGCGCCCUACGAGGCCAACGUGGACUUCGAGAUCCGGUUCAUGGUGGACACCGACAUCGUGGGCUGCAACUGGCUGGAACUCCCAGCGGGAAGAUACGUCCUGAGGCAGGAGGAGCAGGUCACCCUGUGCGCGCUGGAGGCCGACGUGCUGUGGUCCCAUGUGGUCAGCCACCCCCCUGAGGGGCCGUGGCAGCGCAUCGCACCCCUGCGCGUGCUCAGCUUUGACAUCGAGUGCGCAGGCCGCAAAGGCAUCUUCCCUGAGCCCGAGCGGGACCCCGUGAUCCAGAUCUGCUCCCUGGGCCUGCGCUGGGGCGAGCCGGAGCCCUUCUUGCGCCUCGCACUCACCCUUCGGCCCUGUGCCCCCAUCCUGGGUGCCCAGGUGCAGAGCUUCGAGCGGGAAGAGGACCUGCUCCAGGCCUGGUCUGUCUUCGUGCGCACCAUGGACCCUGAUGUGAUCACCGGCUACAACAUUCAGAACUUUGACCUCCCCUACCUCAUCUCUCGCGCCCAGACCCUCAAGGUGAAGGCCUUCCCCCUGCUGGGCCGCGUGGUUGGGCUCCCCUCCAGCCUGCGGGACUCUUCGUUCCAGUCGAGGCAGAUGGGCCGGCGGGACAGCAAGGUGGUCAGCAUGGUGGGCCGUGUGCAGAUGGACAUGCUGCAGGUGCUGCUGCGGGAGCACAAGCUACGCUCCUACACGCUCAACGCCGUGAGCUUCCACUUCCUGGGCGAGCAGAAGGAGGACGUGCAGCACAGCAUCAUCGCAGACCUGCAGAACGGGAAUGACCAGACGCGCCGCCGCCUGGCCGUGUACUGCCUCAAGGACGCCUACCUGCCGCUGCGGCUGCUGGAGCGGCUCAUGGUGCUGGUGAACAACGUGGAGAUGGCGCGCGUCACCGGCGUGCCCCUCAGCUACCUGCUCAGCCGUGGCCAGCAGGUCAAGGUCGUGUCCCAGCUGCUGCGGCAGGCCAUGCGUGAGGGGCUGCUGAUGCCCGUGGUGAAGACGGAGGGCAGCGAGGACUACACAGGAGCCACUGUCAUCGAGCCCCUCAAGGGAUACUACGACGUCCCCAUCGCCACCCUGGACUUCUCCUCGCUGUACCCAUCCAUCAUGAUGGCCCACAACCUGUGCUACACCACGCUGCUGCGGCCUGGGGCCGCCCAGAAGCUGGGCCUGGACUCAGACCAGUUCAUCAAAACACCCACGGGGGAUGAGUUCGUGAAGAUGUCGGUGCGGAAGGGGCUGCUGCCCCAGAUCCUGGAGAACCUGCUCAGCGCCCGGAAGAGGGCCAAGGCUGAGCUGGCGCAGGAGACUGACCCCCUGCGGCGGCAGGUGCUGGACGGGCGGCAGCUGGCCCUGAAGGUGAGCGCCAACUCCGUGUAUGGCUUCACAGGCGCCCAGGUGGGGAAGCUGCCAUGCCUGGAGAUCUCGCAGAGCGUCACGGGGUUCGGACGUCAGAUGAUCGAGAAAACCAAGCAGCUGGUGGAGUCCAAGUACACGGUGAAGAACGGCUACAGCACUGACGCCAAGGUGGUGUACGGUGACACGGACUCCGUCAUGUGCCGCUUCGGCGUCUCCUCCGUGGCCGAGGCGAUGGACCUGGGGCGCGAGGCCGCAGACUGGGUGUCAGGCCACUUCCCACCGCCCAUCCGGCUGGAGUUCGAGAAGGUCUACUUCCCCUACCUGCUCAUCAGCAAGAAGCGCUACGCUGGCCUUCUCUUCUGCUCCCGGCCCGACGGCCACGACCGCAUGGACUGCAAGGGCCUGGAGGCCGUGCGGAGGGACAACUGCCCACUGGUGGCCAACCUUGUCUCGGCCUCCCUGCGCCGCCUGCUCGUUGACCGAGACCCCGAGGGCGCCGUGGCCCACGCCAAGGACGUCAUCUCGGACCUGCUGUGCAACCGCAUUGACAUCUCCCAGCUGGUGAUCACCAAGGAGCUGACCCGCGCAGCGGCCGACUACGCGGGCAAGCAGGCGCAUGUGGAGCUGGCCGAGAGGAUGAGGAAGCGGGACCCCGGCAGCGCGCCCAGCCUGGGUGACCGUGUCCCCUACGUGAUCAUCGGCGCUGCCAAGGGCGUGGCCGCCUACAUGAAGUCAGAGGACCCCCUAUUCGUGCUGGAGCACAGCCUGCCCAUCGACACGCAAUACUACCUGGAGCAGCAGCUCGCCAAGCCCCUGCUGCGCAUCUUCGAGCCCAUCCUGGGCGAGGGCCGCGCAGAGGCCGUGCUACUACGCGGCGACCACACGCGCUGCAAGACCGUGCUCACGGGCAAGGUGGGCGGCCUCCUGGCCUUCGCCACACGCCGCAGCUGCUGCAUCGGCUGCCGCACGGUGCUCAGCCACGAGGGAGCCGUGUGCAAGUUCUGCCAGCCUCGGGAGUCAGAGCUGUACCAGAAGGAGGUGUCCCACCUGAACGCCCUGGAGGAGCGCUUCGCACGCCUGUGGACGCAGUGCCAGCGCUGUCAGGGCAGCCUGCAUGAGGACGUCAUCUGCACCAGCCGGGACUGCCCCAUCUUCUACAUGCGCAAGAAGGUGCGGAAGGACCUGGAGGACCAGGAGAAGCUGCUGCGCCGCUUCGGGCCCCCUGGCCCCGAGGCCUGGUGACUGCAAGCACCCACGGAGGGUUAAUAAAAUUCCAGCCUUUUGCCA